Molecule: messenger RNA, 264 nt
Organism: Cavenderia fasciculata
Lineage: Eukaryota; Evosea; Eumycetozoa; Acytosteliales; Cavenderiaceae
Exons: 3
Coding region: 1-264 (87 amino acids)
Source: RefSeq, a predicted model, not a curated record
AUGAAAAGUAGACAAUUAAAGAACAGAAUGCCUUCAGGAAACGGUGCCAAAGCUCAACAAAAGCGUGAAAGAAACUUAAAGAAAGCAGCUGGAGAGACAAAGGCUCACUCUCAAUUAAAGUCAAACGAAGCUGCCAAGAACAUUAUGUGCAACGUUUGCAGACAAAGUUUCAUGUGCACUGCCAAGGAACCAGAGUUGAGAUUACAUGCUGAAAACAAGCACGUCGGUAGAGCAUUUACCGAUUGCUUCCCAGCCAAGCCCUAA